UCUGAUAUUUUAUUCGUUGUUUGAGUCAUCCUCUAUAAAUCAUUUUCUUUUCCCAAAUUUCUACAGUAUCAAAUUUGAAGUUGAAGGUAGUUUUCAUGGCAAAGAACGUCCUUCUGAAUCAUUUUCUUCCCAUACUGCUACUAUGCGCAGGAGUGCAAUCUGACGUGACUUUCACUUUCGAGAACAUGUGCUCAGACACCUUGUGGCGCGCCUCAAACCCUAGCAUCGGAGACUUGGAGCCAGAUCUGCCGCGAGACACGUUCGAGAUAUUCAACAUGGACGAUCACUACAGAGGCUCCAUCUGGUUCCGAACCAAAUGCUCCACCAACGGAUCCAAUUACUUCUCAUGCGAAACCGGUGACUGUCGCAACGGGAUCAUGGAGUGUGCGGGCAUAAACCCCACUUACCCCGUUACCCUUCUCAACUUUGCGGUUAACAACCCCGUGGUGUCCUACGGUGUGAGUUUGGUUCACGGGCAGAAUAUUUUGGUUCGGAUCCAACCCAAUGGUGGAACCCUAGUUGAUGGGUCGGGACCGUGCCCUAUGGUGGAUUGCAACAAGGAACUUUCCAGUGUGUGCCCUCUUUCUUUGAUAAAAGAGAACAAGGAUGGACAGUAUGUGGGUUGCAAUAGUGCUUGUGAUGUGCUUAAGGAUCCCAAGUAUUGUUGUAAUGGUCAUGGUUGCCAACCCGAUGAGAUUUCGUUGAAGUAUAAGGGGCUUUGUCCUUUGGCUCACACUUACCCUGGUGAUGCUAAGCCUCCGUUUUAUCAGUGCAAAGGGGCUGAUAGUUAUGCCAUUACCCUUUGUCCUCCCCUUUAGAUUGUCUCAUCACUGAAUGUGUGUUGUUCAUGACCUAGAAUUUAUAUAGUGUAUUCUAAUGUACUCAUUUGAUGGUUAUAGGUGAAUAAUCCGUAAUAAAGAAAAA
Messenger RNA from Cajanus cajan (pigeon pea), 924 nucleotides. Its product is annotated as thaumatin-like protein 1. Lineage: Eukaryota; Viridiplantae; Streptophyta; Magnoliopsida; Fabales; Fabaceae. The record is from RefSeq and is a predicted model, not a curated record.